AUGUUCCGCAAGACCGCUCUUCUGCUCCUCGCCGCCCUCCCCUUCUCCUUCGCGCAGAUCUCGGAGGACUUUGAAGGCGGUUGGGACGAGUCGGCGUGGCCGAUCUACGCCAACGACUGCAACCAGGGCGGCAAGGUGUCGCUGGACACCACCACUGCCCACAGCGGCUCUAACUCGGUCCGGGUUGACGGCGCCGGUGGUUACUGCGGGCACAUUUUCUUUGGCACGACGUCCGUCCCUAGCGGUGAUCUCUAUGUCAGGACAUGGCUGAAAGCGCAAAACGCCCUCACCGACGCCCACGUUAGCUUCAUCACCAUGCCGGACUCGGCCCAGGGGGCGAACAAGCACCUCCGGAUCGGCGGGCAGAGCAAGAUCCUCAUGUACAACCGCGAGUCGGACGACGCGACGCUCCCGGACCUGUCGCCGCAGGGCAUCGCCGCGUCGAAGGCCCUGCCCACGGGCGACUGGCAGUGCCUCGAGUACCACGUCGGCGCCGACGGCACCAUCGAGACGUGGCUCAACGGCGAGGCCAUCGAGGGGCUGACUGUCAAGUCCGGCGUCGACAACCCCAACGCCGGCCAGUGGCAGAGGAGCAACGUCGUCCCCAAACCCACCGCCGUCUACUUCGGCUGGGAGUCGUACGGCGGCGACACCAACACCUUCUGGUACGACGACAUCGUCAUCAGCGACACCCGCGUCGGGUGCGAGUAA
Thermothelomyces thermophilus ATCC 42464 is the source of this 711-nucleotide messenger RNA. RefSeq lists its product as uncharacterized. NCBI's taxonomy places the organism in Eukaryota, Fungi, Ascomycota, Sordariomycetes, Sordariales, Chaetomiaceae. The coding region runs from base 1 to 711 and encodes 236 amino acids. The record is from RefSeq and is a predicted model, not a curated record. The transcript has 2 exons.